Messenger RNA from Spodoptera littoralis (African cotton leafworm), 1056 nucleotides. The record is from the annotation of a GenBank genome assembly. NCBI's taxonomy places the organism in Eukaryota, Metazoa, Arthropoda, Insecta, Lepidoptera, Noctuidae.
AUGGGUGAUAUUCUAGAAAUUACGACACGGCCGCGGCAUCACCAUGUUUUCUACAAAUUCACAGCCAAUGCAAUCAACUUUGAAAUUAAAGCCCAGGGCAAUGCAGCCCUUGGGAUAUCUAAUAAACCAGAGCAGAACUGUGAAUUUUUGAUUGGUAUAGGUCACAACAACCAGACCUGGAUAAAGAAAGUUAGAGGGAGAGGAGUCUAUAGGGAAACUAUAGAUACUCCGAAUAUUUUGUCUACCACAGAGUAUAGAAGAUUUUGGGUUUCAUGGUAUGGAGACAUUAUACGCUUGGGAGUGAAUGGUAAUAGCAAGCCUAUAGUAACAUUUAGCAGCAGGACCGCAGAAUUAAAAUAUGUUACUUUCUUGGCUCUUGAUGAUGUCAGGAACACUGUGCACUGGAGAAUUGAAGUGCCACCAUACAUAGAAAAAUCAUAUGUUAUGCAACCUAUUUCCGGAGGUGACCCAUUUUGGGCACGAUAUGAUCGCACACAUAACUUCCCAGACAAUGCUUACAUUGGUGGACAUGAAAAUGAAAACUUAUACAUAAUAAGGGCUGACCACAAUGGGUCAUUGACUCCAGGAAAGUAUAUGAGCUCAAAAGGAAUGGGCUACAUUCCCUGGGGAGGAGAAGCUAAUUCUAAACUCACAUUUGAGGUGCUAUGUGGAUUUAAUUUUACUUGGUUGCCAUGCAAAAAUACUGAUGCUAUUCCCGUCGGAGCUGUAGUGGGUGGUUACUCAGAAGAUCCAGGAAAAGAGAAACUGUACAUUGGAAGAAGUAAAUAUUUAGAGCACUUAAUUCCGGGCAAAAUUCAACCAUCACACAAAGUCUGUUAUGUGCCGUUUGAAGGACGAGAAAUAGGCUUGGACAAAUUUGAAAUACUGGUUGUGCCUGAUGAUGGUAAGAGAUGUGUUAACAAGUUCCUGAUCCCUGGCGCACCAAUUGACCAUCGUUUUGUUUUUCGUGAAGAAGAGCAGAUGAACAUGGACAUUGAACAUGCCGUCAAUUUCGAAGAGUAUGCUGGAUUUUUAAAUCCAGAAGUUGAUGGUUGA